Hemiscyllium ocellatum (epaulette shark) is the source of this 4319-nucleotide messenger RNA. It is a transcript of the gene ap4s1, whose product is annotated as adaptor related protein complex 4 subunit sigma 1. Gene Ontology annotation, cellular component: intracellular membrane-bounded organelle. Gene Ontology annotation, biological process: protein transport; vesicle-mediated transport. The record is from RefSeq and is a predicted model, not a curated record. The transcript is spliced from 7 exons. The coding region runs from base 209 to 682 and encodes 157 amino acids. NCBI's taxonomy places the organism in Eukaryota, Metazoa, Chordata, Chondrichthyes, Orectolobiformes, Hemiscylliidae.
GUGCGCUCGCUCCAUCUCGAAGCGGGCCCACUCGUGCUGGAUAUAGUGUAAGAUGCCGGGGAUAGUGUACUGGGGCCGCUGCUGUAGUUCCUCUAGCUGACCCUGCUGCUGCUGCUGCUGCCGGACGCCGUUGUUGUUGCUGCCGUUGCUUCCCGGGCCCAGCAAAGGACCUCCGGAAUUGUUAUAAAUGUUCAAAGACUGAGCUUUCAUGGCCUCUGAAAAAGAUAAUUCUGAAGAAGUUACGAAAAUGAUUAAGUUCCUCCUCUUGGUGAACAAGCAAGGGCAAAUAAGGCUGUCCAAGUAUUAUGAACCAUUGGAAAUCCACAAAAGAACAUUGUUAGAAGCUGAUGUUAUUAAGAAUUGCCUCCCACGAACAAAAGACCAGUGUUCAUUUGUUGAAUACAAGGAUUUUAAACUAGUGUACCGUCAGUAUGCUGCACUCUUUGUUGUGAUCGGGAUUGAUGAUGCAGAGAAUGAACUGGCUGUGUAUGAACUUAUACAUAAUUUUGUCGAGGUUUUGGACAAAUAUUUCAGUAGAGUGUGUGAGUUGGAUAUCAUGUUUAAUUUAGACAAAGUUCACAUAAUUUUGGACGAGAUGAUUUUGAAUGGUCGUGUUGUGGAGACAAACAAAAGCAGAAUCCUUGCUCCCCUGCUUGCACUUGACAAAAUGACUGAAAGCUAAAACAAAGGACACUUGUUCAAAAGCUGCAUCAUCCAUUCACAGGGCUUUUUCCUAAUCUUUAAAAUGCUGCUUUAUGGAUGUCCUGAGAUUUGUCCAAAUAGCAAGCUUUCUUUUGACUUACUAUAGAAAACCAGCUUCAUGACCAGAUCAAAGGAAUAGCUAAGUAUAUUUAGAUUACUUCUACUCUGAAAAUUCCUGGACAGGAAUAAGAACCAGGGAAGACCUAUUCAAGAAUCAUCAGACAAACAGGAGAGGGAAUCAUUGUUAAAAUCAAGCUCCCUGUUGCAGCAGUCACAAGCCAUGUCCAGCAGCACAGCCAGCCACUUUAACAGCCCUGUGUGAGGAGAGGGUGGCAGCUGGGUGGGAUAGGAUGGUAGGGUGCCAAGGGGGUGAGGGAUAGGAUGGUAGUGUGCCAACUGGGUAAGGGGUAGAGUGCCAGAUAGUUGUGGGGUUGGGGAUAAGGUUGCAGAUGAGGAUUGCAAGUGCCUCAGGGUUAGAUAAAGAAAUGUCAAGUACUUAUAACAUGGUAUUAAUACAUUAAAAGAUCUAGUUGAUUUACAUUUUUAUAGAGGGUAGCAGUAGCAACUUAUUUUGUAAAUUAUUAACUUUUUAAAUAAAUUCCACACAUGCCAUUGUUAUUAUGGAGUUCAUUCUGUACAAAGUGUAUAUUGGGUGAAUGCACAUGAAACUGAAAGGCAUGGAGGGUAUGAGUUGCCAUUGGAAGUAGGUGAGGGGCCCAGAUUGACAUGGAGGCAGUGUGGGAGUCUGUGGGUGUCACAGGUGAGAGAUAGAGGGUCAAAAAUACAAACAGACAAAUGGGGACACAAUGUCGGCAAAUGCAAAUAAGGCUAGCUUUCUAAACUGCUUGCCUUUGUGACCACCUUCAAUAUGCUUCUGGAAGACAUGGGAGUAAUUCUAUCCUGGACCCACCUUCCAAUCCCCUGCUGCAGAUAAAAUUGAAUCAUCCAAAGUGGUACCAAAUAGAGAUGUACAGCAUGGAGGUCCAAUUCGUCCAUGCCGACCAGAUAUGAUGAGAUUCUCUACAGCAUUUCCCUCUGACUGAUGCGCCUAGAACUAUGGACAAUUUAGUAUGGCCUGCACAUCUUUGUGACUGUGGGAGGAAACCCACGCAGACACGGGGAGAAUGCGCAAACUCCAGACAGUCACCCAAGGCUGGAAUCAAACCUGGGAACCUGAUGCUGUGAGGCAGCAGUGCAAACCACUGAGCCACCGUUAUGCCCACAGUGCAUUCUUAAUCUUACAUUAAUCUAAUCCCAUGUACCAGCACUUGGUCCAUAUCCCUCUAAACUCUUCCUAUUCACAUACAAUUACAACAGUUAAAAGGUAUUUGGAUGGGUAAGAGCCUCCAUCACUUCCUCUGGCAGCUCAUUCCAUAAAUGCACCAGCCUUUGCAUGAAAAAGUUGCUUCUUAGGUCCCUUUUAAAUCUUUCCCCUCUCACCCUUGAGUUCUGGACUCCUCCAUCUCAGGGAAAAGACUUUGUCUAUUUACCCUAUCCAUGCCCCUCAUAAUUUUGUAAACCUCUAUAAGGUCACCCCUCAGCCUCCGACGCUCCAGGAAAAACACCCCCUCUCUCUAGCUCAAACUUUCCAACCCUGGCAACAUCCUUGUAAGUCUUUUCUGUACCGUUUCAAGUUUUACAACAUCCUUCUGAUAGAAGGGAUACCAGAAUCGCGCACAAUAUUCCAAAGUGGCCUAACCAGUUUUAAACAUUAACUGCGUUCUCUUGGCAUAAACUGCCUGACCUACUACAUAGUUUAUCUUUUCUUUAUUUCAAUCCUCCAAAGUCUGCAAUCUUUUGCUUUUGGUUUCCAAAAAUAAACAAAAAUAAUUUCUACCUUACCUUUGUGGUAACAUUCGUGUGUCUGAACAUCAUUCGUUGCAGUACACUUGAGAUUUCAGUAUGAAAUGUAGGGUGACACUUCAAUGCACUAUUGCAGAAAUAUUGCAUGGUCAAAGGUGCCAUCUUUUGGAUAAAAUAUUAAAACAAGAUCCUGUCUGCUUUGUCUGGGGAACAUAAAAGGUCUCACAGCACUACUCCGAGAUAAGCAGGACAAUUCAACUGGUGGCAUAACCAGUCCAUAUGUUAACCAGCAUCACUAAAAUAUAUUAUGUGCAAAGUUAUCUAAUUGCUGUUGUUGGACCUUGCUGUGCAUAAAUUGGCUGCUGUGUUUGCUACAUUGCUAACAGAAAUUCCAACAGUAUUUCAUUGUCUGCAAAGUACUACCAGAUGUACUAUAUAAAUUCAGUCUUUCAGACUAGAGUGUCCAGUUUUGAUUCCUGAAACAUACUGCAUGAUUUAAUUUAGCUUGGCUGCCAGACAGGGCAUGACAACUGGUAUAAUUGACCUGCAUCAGGAAUGUGAGGAAGUAACUAAUGUUACCACUGCACUCUUCAUAUGAGAAGGGCGGAUGUUUAGACAUAAAAUGAGACCAGAAUUGGCCUCCAACCUAUAGAUUACUGCUCAGCAAAUACUGUUCAACAAUCUCUUCUACUGUAAGUUUUUCAAUUGUGAUAAAAGUGUAUAAUUUAUAUAUAUGUCUGUGGCUUGUUGGUCCAUGGGUAUGAAUCUCACUUUGGGUGGUUAGGUGGAUUUGUGAGAAACCCAGGGUUCAAAUCCCAGAUGAGCCCUUAUUAUUUUGCCUAUGGCCAUACUAGUCUGAACACGCCAGAUCUUGGAAGCUAAGCAAACUCAAGCCUGGUUAGUACUUGGAUGGGAGACUGCCUGGGACUACCAGGAACAGGAGGCUUAGAAGUGGGUGGUGUGGUGGCACAGUGGUUAGCACUGCUGUCUCACAGCGCCAGACACGUGGGUUCAAUUUCCGCCUCAGGUUUGUACAUUCUCCCCGUGUCUGCGUGGGUUUCCUCCGGGUUCUCUGGUUUCCUCCCACAGUCCAAAAAUGUGCAGGUUAGGUGAAUUGGCAAUGCUAAAUUGCCCGUAAUGUUAAGGGAAUGGGUUGUGGGUCGGUGUGGACUUGUUGGGCCGAAGGGCCUGUUUCUACACUGUGAGAAUCUAAUAUCAUUUAUGGCAGUUUGAUUUCAAAAUCAAGAAAUGGAUAAUGCCUACUUCUGUGACGAGUUUAUGUUUAAGAAAACAAGAGUGGAGAGUCCUUCCAGAACACUGACUGAAAUUCAACAUUUGUCCCCCUGUGGUGUUGAUGAAAUAUGUUUAUGGUGCAGGAAUUACAACAGGUACCUAAGGGAAACAGUUUAGAUAGUUUGUUUUAAUUUCAGUAAUGAAGAAUUGAAGAUUGAGCAAUUUUUAAAAUUCAAUUCAGAAAAUAAGCAGAUAAAGAGUUCAGAAGCAAGUUUGGUUGCUCACAUAGAUUGGUUCAGGGUUUAGCUUGUUAAUCUUCCAAACUAAAUGAGUUUGGUCAGAAAUCUGUGGGUUAUUAAAACUGAAAAAGUUUAGGCUCAAAUUCUUGAAAUGUUCAUGUAAGCAAAAUUUGGAAGGGACUCAUCAAGUUGGUACUGUACAGAAUCAGUUAGGUGGAAACUUAAAAGAUAUGUGCAUAAUUUCUUUGGAUCAAAAGUCCCUUUAAUGAUAGUGUCAGAAAAAAUGGUUCAAACUUUGCCUUGCUUCAUGUUUUAAGAUCCCUAACCCUGUCUCUUGUACUU